Messenger RNA from Papaver somniferum (opium poppy), 684 nucleotides. Its product is annotated as small heat shock protein, chloroplastic-like. The record is from RefSeq and is a predicted model, not a curated record. Bases 1 to 501 code for a protein of 166 amino acids. NCBI's taxonomy places the organism in Eukaryota, Viridiplantae, Streptophyta, Magnoliopsida, Ranunculales, Papaveraceae. Gene Ontology annotation, biological process: response to heat. The transcript has 2 exons.
AUGAUGAAAAACAAAAAAGGGUCUCACAUCUCUGAUGCUCAUGCUCUUCGUCCUAGUUUCACUACUGAUCUUCUCAGUUCAGAUGUCUUUGAUUCUGGUAUGGAGGAGAUGAAGCUGUAUGACAAAAAAGAAAAAGAUGUGAUGAUGAAGAGAUGGAGUGUUAAGGAGCUGAAAGAAGGUAUUGAGUUGAAGAUCAACUUGCCUGGGUUUGGAAAGGAUGAUGUCAAAGUCACUGUAGAGGGUACCUCUCUUGUUAUCACUACUCUUCUGGGUAAAGAAAAGCUUGGCGACGUUGUUCCAGAUGUUGUUAAUGGUGAUUCUUAUUAUGUGUAUGACAGUGAUGAUGAAGAUGAUAUGAACACUUUUAUCAGUUUCGAUCUGGAUCUUGAUUUCCUUAACUUACAGGAACUGAAAGCUGAGAUGAAAAAUGGACUUCUUAAGGUCUGUAUUCCUAAGGUAAAGGUUAAGGAGAAGAAUGUCAUCCUUGUGAAGGUUGAUUAGUCAGAUCUGGUCACUACUGUUCUAGCUAGAUGAAGAAGGCGGUGUUGGUUUUUAGUUUCUGGUCUUUUAUCUUUAUGUUGCAUGAAAAUUUCCCUUCCUAGUUUAGUUGAUCUUUCUCGUUUUAGGGUUUAUGUAGUUUUCAGACUUUUGUGAGGUUGUAGUGAUAAGAUUUAUGAUCAUCAA